GCAGCGGUGAGCUCAGGUCUGUAAGCGCUGGGGGUGCCCUGCUCCCUCCCAUCCCGCUGGGCCUUCUGCUGUGCGCCUGUGGCAAGGCACUUCAGCGUCACUGCAGGCAGCACCUGGCCUUUGGGUUAUGGAACUGUCUGCCAGGAGUGGGCUCUGGGCCUUUGCCUUCUUCUGCCAUGUAGGAAUCCUGGUCUCCUCAGAAAGCUUUACCCUGAAAGGAUCAGAUUCUCCAGUGAUUGCCACAGUUGGCACAGAUGUCAUCCUUCCAUGCCAACUUUCAGCUAGGACCGAUGCCAAACAGAUGGAAGUGAGAUGGCAUAGCAGUGAGAUUCCUGGCCUAACACAUCAUUAUGUAAAUGGGCAGGAUGCCCCGCAGAAGCAGAACUCACACUACCGGGGAAGGACAGAGCUGUUCAAGGAGGAGCUUCCCAAUGGCAAUGUCUCUCUACUGUUAAAGAAGGUUCAGGUGGCAGAUGGAGGCAGCUAUGUCUGCUUUGUUGGCAACAAAUUGAAUUAUUUGGAAGGCCUUGUGGAGUUAAAGGUUGGAGCUGUUGGCACAGGCCCCACAAUCUCUGUGCACCGUUCCCAGGACCAGGCAGUGACACUCACUUGCAGUUCAGAAGGGUGGUAUCCGGAACCAGCAAUACUUUGGACCGACAGGCAUGGUCAAAGACAGAACUCAACUAUGUCAUCUGUAAAAGAUGUUCAAGGUUUACACAAUAUUCACAGUCACAUGGAUGUGAAAGAUAACAAGAACCAGGUCCUGGUGUGUCAGCUCCAAAGCAACUUCUGGGACCAGACAAGACAGUCGGCGCUGCAACUUUCCAGUAAGGCUAUCCUGUUCCAAAGAGUUUGUCUGGGCAGUAGAAGACCGGGUGACUUAUUCCCAUAUGAUAAACACCCAUAUGUAGUCACCACAGUAAUAUUAUGUCUAUCGCUCGUUAUAUUGGGUGUGGUUACAGGCUUCAUAUUCAAAACAGAGAGAGAAUCCAAAGGUACGUUCCUGGUCCUUUCUCAGUGUGGAAUAUUCUCCAUAGACAAAUGCAUCCUGAAAUAGAGAUUAAAAGCAAUAAAUAGGUAGGGAAUGUGUGAUGAGACAGAAACACCAAUAAGAUACAAAUGUUACUAUUUUCAGCUCCUGUGACUGAUUGGUUCUGCCUCUUGGCCCUGAGAACUUCCUCUGUUACAUUUAGCUUUCCCGGGCUCUUAUUUUUACCAACAUUUUAUCCUAUUUUGCUGAAGUAGAUCUCUGUGGGAAGGAGACCCUUUUGAUCAUGGGAAUGUAACCUCAACUCAGGAUGAGGGUAUUGCGUAGGUUGGCUCAGGAUGGACACAUUGAUGUAGGUAUAAUACCAGUUGAUGGUCUCUUCUUUGCACAUUCAUCUCUUCUCUUUUCUUCCCUCAGGAAAGCUUCAGAUUGCAAAAGGUAUGUAAUUUGUUUUUCUAGAAUGGACUCCUUUGAUCUCUCUCUGCAUCUUCCUCUUUUCAUUACUGUUUGUCUCUCCCAGUCCCUGCUGUUCUAUCAUGUUCGUCUGUGUUUCUCUCUCAGGAGCCUGAGGAUUUGUUCAGAAGGAUAAUUGUCUGUCUCUUCACUGAUGGGUGUGCACCCCCCUCUUGGGUUGUUGAGUGAGACAGUUGGUGAUUCUCCUUUUCAGUGUGGGAUAACUGUUAUAACUUGUAACAUGUUCAAGUUCACUAAUGUUUUACACAUGCCCUGCUGGCACACGCCCCAACCACACAUGGAACACACAGGUAUCCUGGGUAUUGCUGGCUGUGACUGGAUUUCUAUGAUCCUGUCUUUCUGAUGUUAGAUUUUUGGACCUGCUUUAGUGACUCCAUAGUUAAGGUUCCUAAGACAGCUGUCAUUAUAAGCCAAUUUUUGACCUUUGUCUAUAAUUUCCUUAAAACAAACAAAACCCAAACUUACUUUCUUCUUGAAAUUUGGCAUGUGUGAUCUCAUAGCAUGAAGAGGUGUUUUUAUUUAUAUUUUUGAAAGUUUUGAGGUUAAUCUGAGGAGGCAGUUUGGGGAAUCUGAGACUUUGAUUUGAGUGAUGACUGCUGUUCUAAUUUUUGAAAAAUCUAACUUUAUGUAUCUCACUGUGAUCUAGAAACAGCAGAUUUCUUAUGCUCUAGUUUUUAGUGACCUCUAUCAGACCUUAGAAAGCCCACUCAGGGGGGGUGCAUGUGCAAGGGGAGGAUAUGUACUUCUCCCCAUGCUUUCUUGACUUCUCUGUUCUUCGUGCUCCUAAAUACUCCUCCAUAGGAGUUCCCCAAAAAUGGGGGGCCUCCUUCUGGCAUAUGUCAAAGUGCUCGGUAAUAGUGGGCAAAGUGCAUGCUGGAUAAAGGGAGGGGGAGGACUUUGACGGCAGGGGAAAUGGCAGCAUGCUGAAAAAGGCAUUUCUUCCAACCUGCUACCUGAGUUCCAUGGAAGAGACAUGGGGAGUGAAGGACUCCUUCUCUGGUUGCUUCCUGCUGCUCCCUGGUUUGGUCUCCAGAACUUCCUAUCAGCUUGACAGAUGUGAACGUUCCAUUCUGGAGAACUUAUUUAAAAUUAGUCAUCUUUGGUCCUGUGCACUAGAUCUCAACUAACUGAAUUCAGUAAACUAUGUUUUAUCUUCCUGCCUUGUUCUGUUUUCUUGCUAGAUAAUACACAGGUAUAGAUAUCUCUGUCUAUAUUAAACUCUAAACACCUAUGGACAUUUUUUUUAAGUGAGUAUUUAAAGUUAAGUUUCUAAGCUCAUAUUUAAAUAGCAAAAUAAGAGGCCCAAUUUUUCAAAAGUACUGACCACCCAGCAGCUCCCAUUGAUUUCACUGAAGCUGCUGGGUAUAAAUCACUUUAGAAAGUCAGAGUCCUGUGGCACCUUUAAGACUAACAGAAGUAU
Chrysemys picta bellii (western painted turtle) is the source of this 2882-nucleotide messenger RNA. The record is from RefSeq and is a predicted model, not a curated record. Lineage: Eukaryota; Metazoa; Chordata; Testudines; Emydidae.